Molecule: messenger RNA, 3776 nt
Organism: Neodiprion virginianus
Lineage: Eukaryota; Metazoa; Arthropoda; Insecta; Hymenoptera; Diprionidae
Gene: Agpat1
Product: 1-acyl-sn-glycerol-3-phosphate acyltransferase alpha
Exons: 5
Coding region: 382-1083 (233 amino acids)
Biological process (GO): phosphatidic acid biosynthetic process
Cellular component (GO): membrane; endoplasmic reticulum
Molecular function (GO): 1-acylglycerol-3-phosphate O-acyltransferase activity
Source: RefSeq, a predicted model, not a curated record
CACGUAAAAUUUGUUCCGUUUUUCACAGUUGUCACCUUGGCACUUCAAUCUCCCGUCCUGCGCGUAAAGGGGCGUGGUUAGCGAGUUCUUGGCACACCAUGUAAUCCUUCCACCAUGUCUCGGAGUAAGAUUAAUGUGUGAACCGGUAUUUUAGCAAGAAACAAUGGCACCGUCUUGUUUAGAAACACAGUUUUUGUGGAACGUUCGUCGGUGACAAGUGACGUCGUUAUUCAAAGUAAUUUUCUUCGUAAUUCAACACUCACACACACGACACUCGUACGCAAAAAUAGUGUUUUCCCUAUUGGUGUCUGCGAUUUUGUCCCAAGUGACGCCGAGGUGGCGUUGAUAGGGGAUACUUUGUUUAGAACAAUAAAUACACAUAUGGUGGCGUUAUAUGAUUUUUCAAUACGGAACGCUCUAUCGUCUUUUUUAAAACUGGCGUCGUCAGUAUGCCAUCACGUUAGCACUUUGCUUGGCCUUCGUUGGGAACUUCGUGGUCGUGAACAUUUGGAAAAAGAACAAGCCUGCAUCAUUGUAGCAAACCACCAGAGCUCUUUAGAUAUUUUAGGCAUGUUUGAUAUAUGGCCAAUAAUGGAUAAAUGUACCGUAGUUGCUAAAAAAGAAAUAUUCUAUGCUUGGCCGUUUGGUCUUGCAGCAUGGUUGAGUGGUCUAAUUUUCAUAGAUAGAAUGAAUUCGGAAAAGGCUCGCUCUGUCAUUAAUACGGCCACAAAUCACAUCAUAGAGCAGAAGAUUAAAUUGUGGGUAUUUCCCGAAGGGACACGACACAACACCGGCGAAAUACAUUCCUUCAAAAAGGGUGCAUUUCACGUUGCCAUAAGCUCUCAGUUGCCCAUUUUGCCUGUUGUAUUCUCAUCAUAUUAUUUUUUAUCGGCGAAAGACAAACGAUUCGAUCCAGGACGUGUUGUUAUAACAACAUUACCACCAAUAUCUACCAAAGGUUUGGGUAAAGCGGAUAUUGAAGCUUUGAUGAAUAAAACAAGGAAAGCUAUGGCAGAAGUGUUCCACGCUACAAGCCUGGAAGUGCAGGCUUCAUGCUCAUCCAAUAAACGACAUGUGAAAUGAAAAGGUUGAAAUAUUAAUUUUUUCUAAUUAUGCAAAAUAAGUCAAUUUUUAGGGAAUAUUUUUGUUUACACCCAAGUUAUUUGCGAAAAAUAAUUAUUCAUGUACAAUUUACUUGAGACCAAAGGUUACAUUCUUUCUGAAGAAUUCAAUUAUAUUACCAAGAGAAAGAUGGUACCCUAUCUUUUGUAGUUUGAUAAGUUAGUCUUAGGUUAUACACAAAUGACUUAGAAAAAGACUUGAGUACUCUUCGUUGCUUCGGGUUGAUAUGUUCCUAAAUCAAUUAUAAUAUUCUCAUACUUCUAUAAAACUUUGGACUUAUGAUUUAGUAUCAUGUGUAUGAAUAUAGUCAAGAUAGAGGAUUCUCUAGAUUUAGAGUGAACCCCAUUUAUCUCAGGUCCAAAAAAUACAAUGUUAAGUGUUUCACAAAAGCAACCAAAGAAUAAGAAUCUAAGCUUCUGAUUAGUACUAUAAUUUCCAAACUUGCGUAAUCUUAGAUAAACAAUAUAAUGAUUUUUCAUUUUAGAUCAUUUUUAUAUAUAACUUGCAUAGUUCUGUCAAACUUUACAAUGAAUGAUUUCAAUUCGCUAUAGUAUAGUCGAAAUAUUAAAAAGCCAUCACCAAGUCGUUUGUAAUUUAUUAUACAGUAUAUUGCUAAUCGGAUAAGAACAGUGGUUAUUGAAAGGAACAUGGGAAGUUUCAGUAUUUUAUUUAUUUAUUUUAAAUGCGGGAGGAGAAAACCUUUACAAUUUUCAAGAGAAAUAUUCUUGCCUUCGAUAUAGUAAAUUUAUUUCCACAAAGGUAAUUGCUGAAAUUGUUAAAAUUAUAGCUUUUGAUAUUGUUCAAAUACAAUAACUCUGUUAAAUUGAUUAUUAUAUUUAUGUCGCUUGUUAAAACAGUAUUAAUUGAUACAUUAAUUAAUCAAAAAUUAAUUACAGUAUCGAAAAAUGAGUGAAAAUUUUCAUUUUGCCAUUUUCAAAUGAGUUUAAAAACCAACGUUUUCUUAGGGUUAUUGUUUGUAAAUUAUUUACGUAACUAGUCUGUAUAAUUUUGAUUUUCUGCCAAGAAAGUGAAUGGCUAAUACUUGUUUUUAGUACGUGGAGUACGGAUUUAUUUUUUUUAAAUUAAGGAUUAAUAAUUUUUGUAAGUGACGUAUAUACAAUUCAUGUAACUCUUAUGACAACGGAGGCAUUCCAUUUUCAAGUAGUUUCAUUUUAGAUCAAGGUUGCUAGCAACUUAACAAUGAUUGUGUAUAAAAAUGAAAAUUGACCUCAAAUGUGCCAACGCCAGGCUAGUUAUUUUAUUUAGUUUAUUUUCACAAAUAAUUUGUGAUUCCAGGUAUAAAAUUUCUAAAAUUUUGUUUUUCUGUAGAAUAGAUCAAUAUUACAUUGGUAGGUUAUUUAGAAUGAAAUACAGCUUCACAUAAAUGAAGUGAAGUUGAAAAUGGUCUAUGGAACAAUUUGACAAAUCGAAAGAUGUGAAUACAAUAUACAUACACGCAUGUCUGUGUAUUUGACGUGUUAUUUUAAUUAGCAGACUAUAAAAUAAUGAAAAUGUUUAAUAAAACAUAAACUAUCUCAAAAUAGGGCAAAAAUCUACGUCCAUAGCAUGUACCUCAAGUUUAAAAGAUCCUGUUCAAACCUAAAACUUCGGUCUUCGGUUAUUUUGCAAGGUGACCACUAAAAAUAGCAGAACAGAAUGAGGUUGAAGUUAGUAACGCUAAUGUAAUGAAAUAUUAGAAAAAGUUCAUUACUUUGCAAUUUCAAAACAGAAAUAGAAGGUUUUUCAAAAUAUGAGCACGUUAUGCCAUGUUAGCGCUUAAUAAAUUUCGGAUAUUCUAAAGUUGCAAAAAUAACUAUUUUCAUAUCAAGGGUGGUGAUCGUCGCACACGAGGGACGGCGAAACCGGCCCGGGUAUUGCUCGAUCACAUGAAGGGUCUUAUAGUUGUAUGCCCUUGACACGAACAAUAUUUUUUGUUAUAGUAGGUGUCAUAUGUACAGGAGAACGUUCAUCUUCCCUGGCGUAGAGUUGGAUGUUACCCCUCCUAGUAGGCGACAAGUAUGGGAAAAUGUUCAUGUUACGACUUUGCACCCGCAAAAAAUGAUGGUUUUCCCGUACGCCUUCUAUAAAGAAAAAGAAUUUUUCCUAAAUAUGAAUUGUUUCGGUUACUUUACUUAACUUCAACUUCAUCGAAAAGUUUUCCUGAUUUUCUGUGACGAAAUUAUUAUUUUUCCCUGACUGAAAAUCAAAAUAAUGAAUGAAGUUCCGAAUUAAUCGGUGCUCUAUUCGAAGGUCAUGAAAUACAGCAUGGCGAAAAAACUUAAAAUUUUAUUUCAUGGGAAAAACUGUUCCUUUUUGUCCCAUUACAUCGCCAUAACAUUCCCUGACCAUAUUUCAAAUUUCUUGACUUUUCUCGGACUUUCCGGUUUUUCCUGACUAGUAGCCACCAUGUCUUGAAUUGCGAAUUUUUUUUAUAAAUCUGAACAGUGGUCUGAAAAUGUAAUUACACAUAGGUAUUUACAUCAUAAAAAUAUGAACGGUCGAACAGGAUUUUAGUUUUUAUAGCUCGGUUAGAUUGCGGAACAAAAUACCAUACUGCAUCUAUGUAUUUUGUAAAUUCCAAUUACACUAGCCAUUAAUUAUACACCGAAGCGAAUUGUAUUUAUUUGAAAACAAAUAAAAUCGCAAAUUUAGAA